UCCAAACCACUGUGUAGUGCUACAGGUCUCCAAGAUUCUCUCUCUCUCUUCUCUUAGGUUUUAUAGAAGGAGUUAUGGCUUCGUCUACUCCAGGGGUCCCGGAACGAAGAGGAAUACCAGGUGCUGAAUUCGUUGAAGACGUUCAGACCUAUCUCACUCAAUCAGGUCUCAAUGUCAACUCCGCCCUCGCUAUCCUCCUUGAAAGACUACAGCAGUAUAAGUUGGUUGAGAUGAGACUUCUCGCUCAGCAAAGGAAUAUUCAGGCAAGGAUCCCUGACAUUGAGAAGUGCUUCUAUGUGGUUGCCACUUUGCAAACUAAGAAGGGUACUGGCAUUUUUCCUGAUUUUGAAGUCUCUGAAGGCAUAUAUUAUUGGGCUCGCAUUGAGGAUAAUGACUCAGUAUGUUUAUGGCUGGAAGCAAACGUCAUGUUAGAGUAUUCAUGUGAAGAGGCCACUGCUCUUCUUCAAAAAAAUUUGGACAAUGCUAAAGCCAGUUUAGAAGUUGUUGAUGCCGAUCUACAGUUCUUGAGAGAUCAAGCGACCAUUACUCAGGGAAAUGCUAUAUUACUAGGACCACUAAUGGGCUUGAGCUGUAACAUUUGUUUUGCCCGUGAAUAUUUGGUUGAUGGAAAUGUUUUUGUUUUUUUAUUUUCCUUGCUUUUCUUCAUGAAACUCAGUGAUAUAGUUUAGAGAUCAGCCAAACUCUGUGGUUUAAGUUUUUUAAGUUCUGCUUUAGUGGGGUUGGGGGGAGAAUGAUGGGACCCAGUAAGCUCCAAUUCGAAGAUAAUGAGUGGAAUGAAGCUAAGGCGUCAAGUUUGCCGGGUCUGAAAUGAUGUCAGCCCAAUCUUAUCCUUCCUAAAAAGGGCCGUAGAUCUGGAUGGUUUCUCAUAUAAUAUCCGUGACUGGUCAGAAGUUACAUGAUGUUAACUUUGAUGUAUACUUUAGUCAACUAACCUAAUGAUACUCUUUCUGGAAAA
This is a messenger RNA of Juglans regia (Persian walnut), 976 nucleotides long. Its product is annotated as probable prefoldin subunit 3. Gene Ontology annotation, molecular function: tubulin binding. Bases 75 to 689 code for a protein of 204 amino acids. Gene Ontology annotation, biological process: protein folding; microtubule-based process; tubulin complex assembly. Lineage: Eukaryota; Viridiplantae; Streptophyta; Magnoliopsida; Fagales; Juglandaceae. Gene Ontology annotation, cellular component: cytoplasm; prefoldin complex. The record is from RefSeq and is a predicted model, not a curated record. The transcript has 6 exons.